Messenger RNA from Penicillium digitatum Pd1, 309 nucleotides. RefSeq lists its product as uncharacterized. NCBI's taxonomy places the organism in Eukaryota, Fungi, Ascomycota, Eurotiomycetes, Eurotiales, Aspergillaceae. The record is from RefSeq and is a predicted model, not a curated record.
AUGGCGCUCUCCAACUCAGCCAUCAUUGUCAUUGUCCUCGUUGCCUGUCUCGCAGCAACCGCACUGGGAGCAUCGUUCUUUAAGCACUACAAACCUGCCGAUGGAGAGACCCCGUUCAGUCCGGGCCACAAUCAGAAGGUCUACAUGGCCGAAGUGCGAGCUCGAGGAUUUGACCAUCUGAGGCAAAUAUCCUGGAGUGGUAAAGAUCUGGAGUCGCGUUAUACUCCAGCGGGGCCAGGCUACUAUCACCCCCACACUUACACCGAAGACACCAACACCUACACAAAAGACACAGGGAGCAGCGCGUAA